Molecule: messenger RNA, 2442 nt
Organism: Mesoplodon densirostris (Blainville's beaked whale)
Lineage: Eukaryota; Metazoa; Chordata; Mammalia; Artiodactyla; Ziphiidae
Product: serine/threonine-protein phosphatase 4 regulatory subunit 3B-like
Exons: 1
Coding region: 1-2442 (813 amino acids)
Biological process (GO): DNA damage response; protein dephosphorylation
Cellular component (GO): protein phosphatase 4 complex; nucleoplasm
Molecular function (GO): protein phosphatase activator activity
Source: RefSeq, a predicted model, not a curated record
AUGGCAGAAGCGGGGACCUGCGCCGAGACCAGGGCUGGAGUGAUGAGACCCGAGGUCGCCACGGUGGACAACCAGUUCUAUGUAAGAUUAUAUACCUGGAUUGAUGACCAACAAUGGGUCAUUCUGGGCACAGGGCACAUCUCACUCACUUAUGUGGAGGGGGCCCAGGCCGUGUUUCUGCAAGUUAGAUCCGAGUCCGACGGCUCACUGAUCUUGGGGUCAAAGAUAAAUCCAGACACGCACUAUCAGAAAGAAGAAACGUUAAUUACUUGGUUUGAGGCUGGGAACCAUGGUAUAAGGAUACAUUUCCAGGACACGGCAAGUUGUCAUGAGGUCUGGAAAGCCAUUUGCCAGGUUCAAGGUAAAGUCCCAUGUGUCGAAGCGAUACAUGACAUCGUGGAUGAAUCAGAAGACAAAGAGUGUGAUGACUCGCCAAAAACCAGUGAACUGCUCGACCCGUCAAACUUCCAACUCAGUAAACUUGUACAUGUUGCUAACUUAGUUACCUUGGGUCUCACCUCACCUAUGGAUAAAGAAAGGCUGGCUGUGGUCUUCGAAAAGAAGGACUAUAUUAAAACACUACUGCAGUUGUUCCACAUUUUUGAGAACCUAGAGGAUACUGAAGGCUUAUACCUUUUGCAUGAAAUUAUUAAAGGAAUCUUACUCCUCAACAAGACAUCUUUGUUUGAGAUCCUGUUUUCUGAUGAGUGUAUCAUGGAUGUGGUGGGAUGCCUUGAAUAUGACCCUGCUUUGGCUCAGCCAAAAAGGCAUAGGGAAUUCUUAACCCAAACUGCAAAGUUCAGGGAAGUUAUACCAAUAACGGACUGUGAACUUCGACAAAAAGUACAUCAGACAUACAGGGUACAGUACAUUCACGACAUCCUUUUGCCAACAGCAUCCAAGUUUCAAGACAAUGUUCUUUCUAGGCUUGCAUGUUUUAUUGUUUUUAACAAACUUGACCUAGUCCACAUGUUUCUGGAAAAAUACGAGUAUUUGGCUGAAGUUUUUGCACAGAUAAGGGAUAAGACCACAGAUGAUGAUAAACGGAGUGACCUGGUAUUUUUUUUAAAGGAAUUCUGUGCAUUUUCUCAGCUAUUACGUCCUGAAAGAAAGUGUGAAGUAUUCACAGUACUGACAGAAUUGGGAAUUCUUCCUGCUCUUAAAAUUGUAAUGGGCAUGGAUGAUUUGCGAAUAAGGUCAGUUGCUACUGAUAUACUUGCUGAUCUAGUGAUGUAUACUUCAUCCGUGGUCCAAAGAUUUAUGAUGGAAGAAGCCCAUCAAAGUGAAGAUGGCAAACUUUUCAUUAAUUUAAUAAUUGAACAAAUGAUCUGUGAUACUGACCCUGAGCUAGGAGGUGCUGCUCAUUUAAUGGAACUUCUUUGUGCUCUACUUGAUCCAGACAACAUGCUGGCAAAGCAUAGAAAAUUUAAAAUAAAUGAAUUUCUAAAUUUCUUCUAUAGACAUUGUAUACAUAAUGUCAUAGCACCACUUUUGUCAACUACUUCAGAAGAUAUAUGUGAAGAGGAUAAUAUAGUUGGAUCUGACAAAAACAACAAAAAUUACCUCAAUAAUUACCAAACAGCACAGCUGCUUGCCUUAAUUUUAGAGCUGCUCACAUUUUGUGUGCAACAUCACACAUAUUACAUAAAAACCUAUAUUUUGAGAAAAGACUUGCUAAGAAGAGUCUUGAUCUUGAUGAGUUCAAAGCACACUUUCCUGGUCUUGUGUGCUGUUCGCUUUAUGAGAAGGAUGAUUGGCCUUAAAGAUGAACUUUAUAAUUUUUACAUCAUCGAGGGAAAACUUUUUAAGCCAGUUGUAAAUGCCCUUCUGGCUAAUGGAACUCGGAACAAUAUGUUGAAUUCAGCUAUUAUUGAGCUGUUUGAAUACAUAAAAGAGGAAAAUAUCAAGUCUCUUGUUGCACAUAUAGUUGAAGAGUUUUAUGAAACACUUGAGUCAAUUGAAUAUGUUCAGACAUUCAAAGGAUUGAAGACUAAAUAUGAACAAGAGAAAAAGAAGCAGAAUGAACUGUGGAAGAUGUUGUAUCCUGUACCGUAUAGUAAGGUAUUUCGCAGAGGCGUCAGUGUCUUGAACGAGAAGGAAGAAAUGAGUUUUAAAGAAAAUUUAGAGGAAGGAAAAGCAGGUAUGCCAUCAUCAGAAAGUGAUUUUGAAGAUCAUUAUGAUAAAUCUGUGGAGACUAAAAAAGCAAAAGAAAAUGAAGACAGGGUAGAUCUUCCCCCCAAAACAUCUUUGGGUGGCUUCGAAUUUACUUCAUUCCAUUCUGCUAGUGAUGCUAGUUUAGCAGGUAACCCAAACGAUAGCAGCAUGGUGGACUUAGAGGAUUAUUCAGAUGACAACGAAGAAGAUAAAGGAGGUGAAACCCCGCCCCCCAGGAAAAAACUACAUCUACCUCAUAAAGUCUUAAGGGAAAACCCUCAACAUUGA